This is a messenger RNA of Nestor notabilis (Kea), 1013 nucleotides long. Its product is annotated as 1,4-alpha-glucan-branching enzyme-like. Gene Ontology annotation, molecular function: cation binding; 1,4-alpha-glucan branching enzyme activity. Gene Ontology annotation, biological process: glycogen biosynthetic process. Lineage: Eukaryota; Metazoa; Chordata; Aves; Psittaciformes; Psittacidae. The annotation marks the transcript as partial. The transcript has 7 exons. Gene Ontology annotation, cellular component: cytoplasm. The record is from RefSeq and is a predicted model, not a curated record.
GUUAUAAAAUAUAUUCAUGUUAUUUCAGCUGGGAAGUUUUGAGAUUCCUUCUGUCGAAUUUGAGAAUGUGGAUUGAAGACUAUCGCUUUGAUGGAUUUCGAUUUGAUGGUGUUACAUCUAUGUUGUAUCACCAUCAUGGGAUUGGCACAGGGUUCAGUGGAGAUUACAACGAAUAUUUUGGCCUACAUGUGGAUGAAGAUGCUUUGUGCUAUCUAAUGCUGGCCAAUCACAUGACUAAACUCUUGCAUCCAGAAUGCAUAACCAUAGCAGAGGAUGUUUCCGGAAUGCCAGCUCUUUGUCGUCCUGUUGCAGAGGGAGGAGGAGGUUUUGAUUAUCGACUAGCCAUGGCUAUUCCAGAUAAGUGGAUACAGAUAAUUAAGGAGCUGAAAGAUGAAGACUGGAAUAUGGGCAAUAUUGUGCAUACAUUAACAAACAGACGGUAUGAAGAAAAAUACAUUGCGUAUGCAGAGAGUCAUGACCAGGCGCUCGUUGGUGAUAAGACAUUGGCGUUUCGACUGAUGGAUGCAGAGAUGUAUACAAACAUGAGUGUGCUCUCGCCCCUUACUGCAGUUAUUGAUCGUGGAAUACAGCUUCAUAAAAUGAUUCGUCUCAUUACUCAUGCACUUGGAGGAGAGAGCUAUCUGAACUUCAUGGGUAAUGAAUUUGGACAUCCAGAAUGGCUUGACUUCCCCAGAAUAGGGAACAAUGAGAGCUACCACUAUGCUAGAAGGCAGUUUAAUCUUACUGAGGAUCAUCUUCUUCGCUAUAGAUUCCUAAAUGCGUUUGAUAGAGAUAUGAAUAAAUUGGAAGAAAGAUUUGGCUGGCUUGCAUCUCCCCAGGCCUAUGUGAGUGAAAAGCAUGAAGCCAACAAGGUCAUAGCAUUUGAGAGAGCUGGUCUCCUUUUUAUUUUCAACUUUCAUCCCUAUCAAAGUUACGUGGACUACAGAGUGGGUAUUGCAACUCCAGGAAAAUAUCCUUUUCUUUAUUGUUUUGCUUGUACAGAAAAACUCUAG